Molecule: messenger RNA, 1631 nt
Organism: Colletotrichum acutatum
Lineage: Eukaryota; Fungi; Ascomycota; Sordariomycetes; Glomerellales; Glomerellaceae
Product: major facilitator superfamily transporter
Exons: 4
Coding region: 1-1578 (525 amino acids)
Biological process (GO): transmembrane transport
Cellular component (GO): plasma membrane
Molecular function (GO): transmembrane transporter activity
Source: RefSeq, a predicted model, not a curated record
AUGCCUGGCACCAAAGAUGAUGAACCUCAUGUCGAUACCAUCGAGGGAUCGGCCACAAAGGUCACUGCGCAGGAGGACCAGGCAUACGGAACCGUGCAGCUACUUCAAGGCGGUUCAGUUGUCUUGAUUCCCACUCCUAGUCCUAACCCCAAAGACCCUCUCAACCUUCCGACAUGGCACAAGUACCUUAUUAUCUUGAUUGUCGGCUCAUACUCCGCCAUCGCUGUCCUCGUCACAUCCGGACUCGGCGCAGUGUUCCCCUCCGUGCUGAAGGAGUAUCCCCUCGAAGAUGCCACGCGAGCCACAGACCUUCUCACAUACCCGACGCUGUUUAUGGGGGUUGGAAACCUCUUCUCCAUGCCGCUCUGCGUGACCAUUGGAAGACGACCCGUGUUUCUCAUGUCACUGGUUCUGCUGGUCUUGUCCGGUUUAUGGUGCGCCUUCUCGACGUCCUUGAGCAGCCAUAUCGCAGGUCGCAACUUUUACAGCAUUGCUGCUGGCCAGAGUGAAGCACUUGCCCCCUUCAUAAUUGAAGAAAUUCAUUUUCUCCACGAGAGGAGCGCCAAGCUGUCUUGGUUCAUCGGUGUUCAAACUGUAGGGACGGCAGCGAUGUUCGUUGCGACGGCUUACAUCGUCCCUUCAGUGGGACUUAAGUGGUGGUACCUGAUCAUCACCUUCAUCAACGCCGCCAUCCUGGUCUUAGCUUUCUUCUUUGCGAUAGACGACGAAGGCAACGUCAACAAAAACGGCGACAACGAGAUGAUCAUCCAAGUCCUAACACGACAAAACCACGUGCUGCAACCUGAAGUCUUUGGGCCCCGAACCUGGCGCCAUAAUCUAAGAAUCUUCCACUUUAAGCCCGAGUGGAAGCAGACAGUCAUCUUUUACAAGGAGACGAUGCAAUCCCUCUGGCUACCAAACAUCGUCUGGAUGUUGUUACUCAACGGUGCCUUCUUGGGUAUCUACGUCUACCAAGCCUCAACCUUUGCGAUCAUCCUGAUGGCGCCUCCGUACACAUUCAAAUACGACUGGCUGGGAUAUGUCCAGCUGGUUCAAGUCCUCGACUGUGUUAUCCUGGUACCUCUUCUAGGCUACGGAUCUGAUCUGCUGGUGCGGGCCAUGAGUACUUGGCAGGGCGGAAUUUUCCAGCCUGAGUACAGACUCAUCAUCCUGAGCGUGCCCAUUCUAUCAGCCAUCAUAUCCUGCGUCUUCUUCGGACAGGCAGGCGCACAUCCGGACCGCUGGCACUGGAUGACCAUUGUGGCCCCUUACAACCUCGGAUACUUUGCUUUCCUAGGAGCGAACCUCGUCGGCAUCACCUACGCCAUUGAUAGCUUUCCAAGCAAGGCCGGGCCGCUUCUCUUGGUCCUGUGUGCAGGACGCGGCUUCAUCUCGUUUGGCCUCAGCUACUCCACGGUUCCGCUGAUCAAUCUAAUUGGAUAUCAGGGCGCCAUGAACAUCUUCGCUAUUAUUGCUGGUGUUUUAGGAGUUAUUACUGUUCCGGUAUAUCUCUUUGGGUCGCGUACUAGGAUGUGGGCUACGAAGAAAACCUGGCCAGAGAUUGCUUCGAGUAAUUGAACGAGAGAAGUCAGUAAAUCUGAUUGGAGAUUUCCGAGAUGUAUAGUGAGUGU